This is a messenger RNA of Tremella mesenterica DSM 1558, 873 nucleotides long. RefSeq lists its product as uncharacterized. Gene Ontology annotation, molecular function: structural constituent of ribosome. Gene Ontology annotation, biological process: translation. The transcript has a single exon. The record is from RefSeq and is a predicted model, not a curated record. NCBI's taxonomy places the organism in Eukaryota, Fungi, Basidiomycota, Tremellomycetes, Tremellales, Tremellaceae. Gene Ontology annotation, cellular component: ribosome. The coding region runs from base 1 to 873 and encodes 290 amino acids.
AUGUCCCUCCGUCCUCUCCGCUAUCUCCUCCCAUACCCUGGAUUGAUAUCACGGGCGACGUUCUCUUCUUCCUCUUACCUCCGAUAUUCCUUAUCUGACAAGAACUCCAUAGAAGAGUCGUCGAAUUCAACCGUGACCCCUUUUGAAGAUUCUCCUUCAAUUUCGACUCCAACAUCAUCUCACUCUUCAUCCUCUUCUUCUUCUCCCUCUCUGCCCCCUGAGACAAAUCCAAAUCCUCUGUUAUCCGAGACUACUCCUGAUGCUAUCACCCCCACUUCAUCCACAACUCCGACAACUUCGACGGAUCCUCCCAAGCCAGAAACCACCCCAAAACCUCCCCUUCGUACACCCACUUUCUCACUUUCCAACCUCCUCCGACGUCCCAUUCCCUCCCUCAACUCUCAAUCUAAAAACAACAACAAAAACAAGAAUAUACCCCGUCAUGAACCAUUCAACACCUCUCCUCAUCACUCAGCCUCAUAUACACACUUAUUAACUAUCACAUGUUCCCCGAACAAUGUCCUUCUGACUUUCUCCGAUUCCGUCGGUCCAAUGUUCGCAACUAUAACAGGUGGAUCGGAUAAACAGUAUAAAGGAUCUAAAAAAUCAGAGCCGGAACCCUGUCGUGCUGCUGGGAAGAAAAUGGCUAUGAAGAUUGAUGACCUUAUUUCAAGGUAUCCCAGAACCAGAGGAGUGGUAGAUAUGAGAAUAAUGGUAGCAUUUAAAGGUUUGUAUAAUCAAAGAAGGUAUAACGUCGUUAGUGGUUUAUUAGGAGAAGAAGGGGAAAGAGUUAGGGGAUUGAUAACUGGUGUAGAAGAUAGAACGCCGGCUAAGAUUGGAGGUACUAGGAGUAAGAAGCCAAGAAGGAUUUGA